Messenger RNA from Mizuhopecten yessoensis (Yesso scallop), 483 nucleotides. RefSeq names its product major centromere autoantigen B-like. Lineage: Eukaryota; Metazoa; Mollusca; Bivalvia; Pectinida; Pectinidae. Gene Ontology annotation, molecular function: nucleic acid binding. The transcript has a single exon. Bases 1 to 483 code for a protein of 160 amino acids. The record is from RefSeq and is a predicted model, not a curated record.
AUGAAGAGAAAACAACGGAAUACACUGCUACUGGUAGGCAUCUGUUCAGCGAAUCCAGCUAUUGCAGCCGACAAACUUAGCAACUUCACCUUCAAGUUAUUGCCGCCUAAAAUUACCUCCCUCAUUCAGCCCUGCGAAUUAGGGAUAAUCAGAAACUUGAAAUGCCACUACAGACAAGCAGUAGUCAAGAGAGUCAUCGAUGCCAUCGACACAUCCGUUUCUUCAGUCACUGCCAACGACCUCUCACGGAAAAUGACGGUUUUUGACGCCAUUCACCUACUGACCAAAGCCUGGAAAGCAGUAACCCCCACGACUAUCAAGAACUGUUUCCGGAAAGGACGUUUCCGUCACCCAAUCAUAGCCGACACGCCAACCUAUGAGGAGCCUUUCCAACCCAUAACGUCAAACAUGAUCACUGCCACAUUUGAUAAGUACGUCCAACUCGACUAUGACCUGAAAACCCGAGUCAUUCCAACUGCCUAG